Bipolaris maydis ATCC 48331 is the source of this 702-nucleotide messenger RNA. RefSeq names its product carbohydrate-binding module family 1 protein. Gene Ontology annotation, biological process: carbohydrate metabolic process. Gene Ontology annotation, cellular component: extracellular region. NCBI's taxonomy places the organism in Eukaryota, Fungi, Ascomycota, Dothideomycetes, Pleosporales, Pleosporaceae. Gene Ontology annotation, molecular function: cellulose binding. The record is from RefSeq and is a predicted model, not a curated record.
CUUCUCUUAACCAGCAUAUCUACCUUUGCAACCCAUGUUGCCGCCCACGCGACGUUCCAGGACCUCUGGGUCAACGGAUCCACCUGCGCAAGACUACCCAACAGUAACAGCCCCGUCACCUCGGUAACAAGCAACGACAUCCGCUGCAACGCCAACCAAGGCCCCGCCGCCUCCAAAUGCAGCGUCCCAGCCGGCACCACGGUAACCAUCGAAAUGCACCAACAAAACGGCGACCGCUCCUGCGCCAACGAAGCCAUCGGCGGCGCCCACUACGGCCCUGUCCUCGUCUACCUCUCCAAAGUCUCCGACUCCUCCACCGCCGACGGCUCCACCCCCUUUUUCAAAAUCUUCGAGGACACCUGGGCGCUCAAUGCGUCUGGCAGCAGCGGCUCAGACGACUACUGGGGCACCAAGGAUCUGAACAAGAACUGCGGCAAGAUGGACGUCAAGAUCCCUGUGGACCUCGCCGCGGGAGACUACCUCUUGCGUGCUGAAGCUAUCGCGCUGCAUACGGCAGGGAGCUUAGGCGGAGCGCAGUUUUACAUGACGUGUUAUCAGAUUACCGUUACAGGAGGUGGCUCGUCGGUUCCGUCUGGCGUUUCUUUCCCGGGCGCGUACAAGGCGUCUGAUCCCGGCAUUCUGAUUAAUAUCUACCAGAAACUCGCCUCGUAUGUUGCACCGGGUCCUGCGGUUGUUGCGGGU